This is a messenger RNA of Saccharomyces paradoxus, 1761 nucleotides long. RefSeq names its product DNA-binding transcription repressor IXR1 (gene IXR1). The transcript has a single exon. The record is from RefSeq and is a predicted model, not a curated record. The coding region runs from base 1 to 1761 and encodes 586 amino acids. Lineage: Eukaryota; Fungi; Ascomycota; Saccharomycetes; Saccharomycetales; Saccharomycetaceae.
AUGAACACCGGUAUUUCGCCCAAACAGGACGACGCCUCUAACUCCAACCUACUCAACAUAGGCCAAGACCAUUCGCUGCAGUAUCAAGGUCUCGAACACAACGACUCUCAGUACAGAGAUGCUUCUCACCAGACAUCUCACCAAUACUUGAACCAGUUUCAAACUCAGCCUCCACAACAACAACAACAACAGCAACAACAGCAACAACAACAACAAGCGCCUUAUCAAGGUCACUUUCAGCAGUCACCGCAACAACAACAGCAAAAUGUUUAUUUUCCACCACCUCCACAAUCGUUGAGACAGCCUACUUCGCAGUCGCAACAACAACAACAAUACGCUAAUUCGAACUCAAACCCGAACAACAAUGUUAAUGUUAACGCGAUACCUCAGGAUUUCGGCUAUAUGCAACCAACGAUCAAUCAGCAACAAUUUUCGGAACUAUACAACUCCUUUCUAAGUCAUUUGACUCAGAAACAGACAAACCCUUCGGUCACAGGUACGGGCGCGUCUGGCAACAACAACAGUAACAACAACAACAACAAUAACACCAGUAGCGGCAAUAAUAGCACUGGCAGUAAUCCUGCGCAACUGGCAGCCUCUCAAUUGAACCCGGCAACGGCUGCGGCUGCAGCCGCAAACAAUGCCGCUGGCCCAGCUUCAUACAUGUCUCAACUUCCUCAAGUGCAAAGAUACUACUCGAACAACAUGAACGCUCUGUCUAAUCUUUUAGACCCUUCCUCUGCUAAUGCCGCAGGGAAUGCUAACUCCGCUACUCACCCUGGUCUGUUGCCACCUAACUUGACACCUCAGUUGACCCACCACCAGCAACAGAUGCAGCAACAGCAACUGCAAUUACAACAACAACAGCAGUUACAUCAGCAGCAACAGCUACAACAACAGCAACAGCUACAACAACAGCACCAGUUGCAACAACAACAACAACAACAACAGCACCAUCUGCAACAGCAACACCAACAGCAGCAACAGCAUCCAGUGGUGAAGAAACUAUCUUCGACGCAAAGCAGGAUUGAGAGGAGAAAACAACUAAAGAAGCAAGGCCCCAAAAGACCUUCUUCCGCCUAUUUCCUGUUUUCAAUGUCUAUAAGAAAUGAGCUGCUCCAACAAUUUCCUGAAGCGAAAGUUCCUGAAUUGUCUAAAUUAGCUUCUGCAAGGUGGAAAGAGUUGACGGAUGAUCAAAAAAAACCAUUCUAUGAGGAGUUUAGAACCAAUUGGGAAAAGUACAGAGUGGUAAGAGACGCUUACGAGAAGACUUUACCCCCAAAAAGACCCUCUGGUCCCUUUAUCCAAUUCACUCAAGAGAUUAGACCUACCGUCGUCAAGGAGAAUCCUGAUAAGGGCUUAAUCGAAAUUACCAAGAUAAUCGGUGAAAGAUGGCGUGAGUUAGAUCCUGCCAAAAAGGCAGAAUACACCGAAACGUACAAGAAGAGAUUAAAGGAAUGGGAAAGUUGUUAUCCCGACGAAAACGACCCAAACGGUAACCCAACCACCCAUUCACACAAGGCCAUGAACAUGAAUUUGAAUAUGGACACUAAAAUCAUGGAGAACCAAGACAGCAUUGAGCACAUCACGGCAAAUGCCAUCGAUUCAGUUACCGGAAACAACAGUAACAGUACCAACCCAAACACGCCUGUUUCUCCUCCGAUUUCUUUACAGCAACAGCCGCUUCAACAACAACAACAACAACAGCACAUGUUGUUGGCUGACCCCACUGCAAAUGGCUCAAUCAUAAAAAAUGAAUAA